Exophiala oligosperma is the source of this 2046-nucleotide messenger RNA. RefSeq lists its product as uncharacterized. The record is from RefSeq and is a predicted model, not a curated record. Gene Ontology annotation, molecular function: protein binding. The transcript has a single exon. The annotation marks the transcript as partial. NCBI's taxonomy places the organism in Eukaryota, Fungi, Ascomycota, Eurotiomycetes, Chaetothyriales, Herpotrichiellaceae.
UGGCCCCACCGUUGCCGAAGCCAUAAACUAUGGCGGCCCUGGUUGGAGCAUUGAAGGUUACUCUGAAUGCAGCCCCAAUUGCGAUGGAUUUCCUAUCCCAAAUGCGUUCUUAGAGUUCCGUGCCCCGAAUGAACCACAGCGCGAGCAAGGCGACGAAGUUUCACAGCCAGUUCACGGCUUGGUCCAGCCUCAAAGACGCGAGCGGCUUCCUAGAAACCGUCUACCAGCGCCGAAUCGGGACGGUAAAGCGACAGGGAGCGAACUUAGGAUGAACAAGCAACAGGUCAGAUCCCAAAAGAGGCGCAGAGACGAACCGUUCCCGCAACACUCUAGGAAAAAGACCAUGAUGCACCGUUCAGUUGAUAUGAUAAUGACUGGAACCGAGAUCUCCAAUGAUCUGGUCUCGCGGAUGGUGACAGCUAUUCAGAGUAGAGACGCAAUCCAGCAGUUCUUCGAUAUUGUCAACGGUCGUCGAGACCCCGAACCUACAGCGAUACAAAUAUAUCUCACCACAAAUGCGUCCAAAAGACAACUUCGGGUCCUAGAUGCAGCCCAAAUGCUCGAGAACGAUGUGAAAAUCAUCCAUAUGCUUUCACGCAAGACUGCCUUUCAUAACUUCCUUACUCGGUUGUUCCAAGUCCGUCUUGCCGAUCAUAUCGACGAGAUCAACCAAGGCCGUCUAAGGACUGACCCAGCUGUCAUUGGAAAAAUCCUUAAGCGCACGGGGAUGAACCGCCGCCAGUGGAAGCAACAUCGAACUGAGGGGGCGCAGUGGCGGGCAUACUGUAAGGCGUUUCCAGGUAUCCUUUGCUUCAUCCCCUUCGAAACUCAAAGAUUUGGCUUUUCGCCUACAUCUUGGCUCAACCUCGACGAAGGAGACUUUGCCUCGUUACUUUCUCAUCUGAAACCCGAGUAUAUGUCAUCUCUCUGCGUCGCGGGCAGAGCAUUUGAACACUCCCUGGAUCCCGCGGCAGACGAUGUCGACUUCAUCUGGGAAAACCUGAGCAUAUCACUGGACAAAAUUUCGGACAGAGAGUUAGUCUCCAUUCUGGAAGUCUUCCCAGCAAAGGACGAAAACAUAUAUAAUCCCGAUGCGUACCCAGAUUGGCCCAGACCAGAAGAAUGGCCCAAUGAUUCACCGUGGCCGGUUGACCCAACAUCCCUGCCUGCUUCUGGUGGGAUUGAGUGCAAGUUGUGUCAUCAGAGCAAUUGCCCUUGUUACCUGUGCCAUAAGAGAAAUUGCCAUUGCGCCGCUAUUCGUCACGACAUACAGCCUCGCAUCCGGAAUUAUGAAGACAAGUACGAGGCCAAAAACCGAGGUCUACAAGCCGUCGCGAAGGAAGCGGGCCAAAUCGCCUAUUCCAAGGGCACCAUUAUCGCCUUCCUUACGGGGGUAUUGACGCCUCCCGACACGUACGACAACGGUCAAUGUAUACAGGUAGACCGAAGCGAUAUCCUCGGCGAGCCCACAGUCGCCCAGAUUAACUGUACUGAGUCCGGCAAUAUCUCUCGACUGUUCAAUCACAGUUGUGACCCAUUGGCCCGCUUCAAGGGCAUGAGGGUAUCAGGGAAGUUUAGGAUGGCAAUCGUUGCUGAAGAAAACAUUUAUGAUGGGGAAGAAAUCACUGUCCACUACGGCCAACAGUAUUGGAGAAGGCAAAAGUGUCGAUGUCCUGUAUGCCGGUUAGCCGGCAAACACCCAUGGCGAGAAGAUCACCGUCAAUUACGGGAACAGGUCGCUGAGGGGCGAGAAACAUCUUUGCAUUGAUGCUAAUAGCUAGACGAUUGGAGUGCUUACACUGCCGAAGGCGUGAGUCUUCGCUACAGACAGAAAAAACGAUCAUCCUUCGACCAGACUAGAAUUACGCGAAAAUACGGUAUUUCUAGUCUGGACUGGCCCAUGCGUGAAUGGUCUGGUCCAUCCGGGUAUGGCGGAAAUUUAUUUCUUGGAUGGCGCCAUUCCUGCUUCGACGCGAACACUGCGUCUUGGCGUGAAACACUAAUUAGGUGCAUUUCCACAUAACAUUGUUUCAUAGAGAUAGCAAG